ACGGCUGCAAGCGCCUCUCAUGUGACCGCCAGCUUCCUGUGCGCUCCCGGCUCGGUGCCGGUGCCGCGGGUCGGGACGUGCUCGGCGCUGCCGGACGCUGCCCUCGCCACCGGCCCCCGCGCCAUGCUCCGCCGCAAGCCCUCCAACGCCGGGGACAAGGAGCCGGGACACAGGAAGCUUUCCCUACAGCGUUCCAGCAGCUUCAAGGACUUCAGCAAGUCCAAGGUCAGCUCCCCCGUGUCAAACGAGGAGUUCAGCCUGGAGGAGAACAUCCCUGAGGAUGAUGCCAGCAGUGCCAGUCCCGAGGAUGCCGGGCGGAGCAGCGGGACGAAGCUGGGCAGGAAGUGGCGGGCGGUCAUCUCCCGCACCAUGAACCGCAAGAUGGGCAGGAUGGCCGUGAGAGCGCUGGCCGAGGGGAAGCAGGGAGAGGUGGAGGAGGAGGGGUCCCCAUGCCCCCUGUCCCCAGCCAGCAGCACGGAAGAGCGGAGCCAUGACAAGGUGCCCCUGUCGUACCUGGAGCUGGAGGAGGAGGAGGACGGGCGCCCAGCCCUCAGACGCCAGAUGUCCAGCGGCAGCGACCUUCCCAGCCCUGCCGAUCCUGGGGACAGCCGGCGGCUGGAGGAGACUGUCCCAGCCUACACCGGCCCCUUCUGCGGCCGGGCCCGUGUCCACACCGACUUCACCCCCAGCCCCUACGACAAGGACUCCCUGAAGCUGCGGAAAGGGGACAUCAUUGGCAUCAUCGAGAAGCCGCCUGUGGGCACCUGGACGGGGCUGCUCAACAACAGGGUGGGCUCCUUCAAGUUCAUCUACGUGGAUGUGAUCCCUGAGGAGACAGUCCCUGCCCGCAGGAGCCGGGGCUCCAGCCGGAACAAGCGCCUCAAGCCCAAGACCCUCCAUGAGCUGCUGGAGCGCAUCAACCUGCAGGAGCACACCCCCACCCUCCUGCUGAACGGGUACCAGACCCUGGAGGACUUCAAGGAGCUGCGGGAGACCCACCUGAACGAACUGCACAUCACGGACCCCCAGCACCGCGCCAAGCUGCUGACGGCCGCCGAGCUCCUCCUGGACUACGACACAGCCAGCGAGCCGGAGGAUGCUGACACCUCCGAAGCCCUGCCAUCGCCCUCAGGGCCCAAAGGAGACAUUCCUCGGGACUCCGGCUGCUUUGAGGGAUCAGAGACCCUGGAUGGCAGCCGGGAGGAGGCCGAGCUGAGGGGUCCCGAGGAGCAGCUGGGGGCUGUCUCCAUGGCAGAAUCCCCCUGAGCCCGCCGGCACUGCCGCUUCCCGCUCUGGCCCUAACAGUGGGGUGGACUGGAGGGGAUGGCUGCUGGUAGGGGACAGGGGAGCACCAGUGGUGGCACCUCGGGGCCCAGCUCGGCCCCUGCACCAGAGCCAGAUGCUGGGUGGGCACAAGGAGCCCCAGGACAUUUUGCACGGCACUGCCUGGCACCACUGCCAGGGGCUCUGGGCACGCCGGGGCACCGCGCUCCCCGCCAGGACACCACAGGCAUUGGCUGCCUUUUCCCAGGUUUGCCAGCAGGCUCAGGAAGGGAGCUGGGGAGGAAAGCUGUGUCUGCAGGCAACUAAAGCCUUCCCAGGACACUGACACUUCCCAGCAUGGACACACGGAGACCCCCCUCACCCGCCGUGGGCGACAGCAAGAUGCAAAUAACACAGCUAAGACACACUGGAAGCGUGAGAUGGAGAGGCCUGGAAAGACACAGGGAAGGGGGAAGAGGCAGCUGGCUUGGGGCAGUACAGACACACAGGGGCUACAGCUCAGCCAUUUUCAAACCAAUUAAGUUUCCUUCAUUGUUUUAAAAUAAAAAAAAAAUAAUAAUAAGAAAAAAAAAAAAAAAGAACACCCAACCCUCACCCAACCCCUUCCUUGCUUCUGGAGACCCUGACCCGUGCAGGCGGGUCCCGGCAGGCAGCACUCCACACACCGCGUGGAACAGGGAGCAGCAGAGCCAAAAAAUACACUUUUUCACACUGAA
Messenger RNA from Corvus hawaiiensis (hawaiian crow), 2000 nucleotides. It is a transcript of the gene SASH3, whose product is annotated as SAM and SH3 domain containing 3. The transcript is spliced from 8 exons. Gene Ontology annotation, molecular function: protein binding. Gene Ontology annotation, cellular component: nucleus; cytoplasm. Gene Ontology annotation, biological process: positive regulation of adaptive immune response; positive regulation of B cell proliferation; positive regulation of immunoglobulin production. The record is from RefSeq and is a predicted model, not a curated record. NCBI's taxonomy places the organism in Eukaryota, Metazoa, Chordata, Aves, Passeriformes, Corvidae. Bases 124 to 1266 code for a protein of 380 amino acids.